This is a messenger RNA of Phytophthora sojae, 417 nucleotides long. RefSeq lists its product as hypothetical. The record is from RefSeq and is a predicted model, not a curated record. NCBI's taxonomy places the organism in Eukaryota, Oomycota, Peronosporomycetes, Peronosporales, Peronosporaceae. The transcript has a single exon. The coding region runs from base 1 to 417 and encodes 138 amino acids.
AUGCUUCAACGCAUCCGAGAGCUCCGCGCGCAGGAGGACCAAGCACGUGACUGCACGACUGUCGAACAGCUUCGUGCUCAAGCGACAAAUCCCGUGGAGGGGAAUCAUACUCCAGUUCGAGCUACAAUGCGUCUUUAUGGGAAGGUGUUGUUCGCGCGUGGAGUGCACCUGAAAGUGUUCGACAACUGCUCGCCCGCUGAGUUCGCCGCGUCGAGCAAGGAACUCCAAAGCUUGACACACAGCGAUCAGCAAAGUGUUGUCUUUCGCGUGACGGUAUGGGGCGCUUCGUUGGGCGAUCCUAAGUUUGUGGUGGGUGCGAAGCUUCGUCUGCGCGAUAUUCGCGACAUCAGUAUCUUCUGGCACGGCAUUUUGGGCGGCGUUUGCCACUACGAGGAUAUUGAGCGGCUCCGAGAUUAA